AUGGAAUCACAGAAGUGCGGUUCUUGCGGCGAGCAGCUGUCGGAGGGUGCAAAAUGUACAGCUUGUAACCAGUCACUGCACUAUCAUUGUGCUGGUAUUACCGAGGGUGGCUAUCGUAAGCUGGGUGACAGGAAGCUCUCUUGGCGUUGCCAUAAGUGCAGGCAGUUAAAUGUUGGUGCUACGCAACUACCUAGUUCACCAAGGUCACCGAUAUCGGAAUCUGACUCUGCUGUCCUGAUGGAAAUCCGAGCCUUGGCGGCAAAAUUGGCUCCUCUUGAGGGAUUGAAGAAUGAAAUGUCAGCGCUAAGAAAUGAAUUUGUUGACCUGAGGGGCUCGUUUCAGACACAAUUCGAUGAUAUAAUAAAAACAUUCGGCGCUAAAAUGGAAAAUAUGGAACAACGGAUUGUGCAGCUGCAGGGGGUGAAGGUUCAGGUUGAUGGUCUCCAAGCUAGAUUGGAUAAAUUGGAUGAUGAAGCGGAGAGUAAAGAUCAGUGGUUGCGCUUAAAUAAUAUAGAAGUCAAAGGGAUACCGCAGUCUAAAAAUGAAAAUUUAUUUGAAGUUAUAACCAAGAUUGGUCAGAAAAUUAACUACCCCAUUUGUAAAACCCAGAUAAACUUUCUUGCACGAGUGCCUACGCGUGAUAAAGAACAUACGAAACCCAUCAUCGUUGGAUUCUGCAAUAGAUAUGUAAAAGAGGAUUUCAUAGCUGCAGCUAGAUAUGAAUCAAAAACUACUAGUAUGAUAGCUAGUCAUAUUGGUUUGCCUGGUAAUGGUAAAAUAUUUAUCAAUGACCAUUUAACGAUGAACAAUAAAUUAUUGCUAUCGAAAACUAAGAAAGCGGCCAGUGAAAUGGAUUUUCGAUAUGUGUGGGUCAAACAUGCGAAAAUACACGCAAGAAAAACGGAUACAUCACCGGUGCUCGUAAUCAAAACGGAAAAAGAUCUAGGGAAACUAGUAUAA
Molecule: messenger RNA, 960 nt
Organism: Spodoptera frugiperda (fall armyworm)
Lineage: Eukaryota; Metazoa; Arthropoda; Insecta; Lepidoptera; Noctuidae
Exons: 1
Coding region: 1-960 (319 amino acids)
Source: RefSeq, a predicted model, not a curated record